GUUCACUUACUCUCCUCUGUAACUCGCUCUUUUCAUACAUUUCAAUCUCUGCUUAUUUGCUCCAAUCUCCGGCGAUCGCCGAUAUGUCGACUCUUUCGAUCCCUGAAUACGUUCCUUCCGCCGCCGAGGACGCUGAGCAACUGCGCAAAGCCUUUGCAGGAUGGGGCACGAACGAAAAGCUGAUCAUCUCCAUCCUUGCUCACCGCUCUGCUGCGCAGCGUAGCCAGAUUCGGCAAGCCUACGCCGAUAUCUUCGGUGAGGAUCUUCUCAAAUCCCUCAACAAGGAGCUCACACACGAUUUCGAGAAAGUGGUGCUUCUUUGGGUACUUGAACCCGCAGAGAGGGAUGCUGUACUAGUCUAUGAUUCAGCAAGGAAAUGGGGGCCAGAAGAUCGUGCCUUGAUCGAGAUCGCUACUGCGAGGAGUUCAGAUGAGCUCUUUGCAGUGAGGAGGGCUUAUCAUGCUCGCUAUAAGAGAUCAGUUGAGGAGGAUGUCGCUGCGCAUACAAAGGGAGAUCUUAGGAAGCUCUUGGUGCCGCUUGUGAGCGCUUACCGAUAUGAGGGUCCUGAAGUGAACCAGACACUCGCAAAGUCUGAAGCAAAGCUGCUGCAUGAAAAAAUUGGAGAUAAGUCUUAUGCAGAUGAAGAGAUUAUCAGAAUUCUUUCUACCAGGAGCAAAGCACAACUGGCUGCAACUUUCAACGCUUACCACAAUGAGUAUGGCAAUCCAAUUAACAAGGACUUGAAAUCGGAUCCAAAGAAUCAUUUCCUCUUGGCGUUAAGGGCCAUAACAAAAUGCAUCACUAGUCCGGAGAAAUAUUUCGAAAAGGCGAUUAGGCUUGCUAUAAGCAAAAUUGGAACCGAUGAGGAAGCCGUUACUCGUGUCAUAUCCACCCGUGCUGAAAUUGAUUUGAAAGUCAUUAAGGAUCUCUACUACAAGAGAAAUAGCGUGCCGUUGGCCCGCGCCAUCAAGAAGGAUACUAGAGGAGACUAUGAAGACUUCCUUAUUGCCCUGAUUGGCGAGGAGAAUGCUUGAGCUUUCUAUGGUGUUGUUAUGUAGUUGUUGUGUUGGAAUGAAGGUUCUUGAGAGUAUGGAAGCGAGUGCUUUAUGAGAAAGCUGUGUUUGCUUUUGUUGGGUGUAUGCGAGAAUAAAGCUUUAGUGCGGCUGUGUUGUUCUGUGUUUUUAUUUCCUCCUUUAUGUUUGAUAUUAUGUUGUGUCGGAUUAUGAUAUCUUAUGAAAGAGGACUGGACUUUGGUUUGUGGUAAA
Messenger RNA from Phalaenopsis equestris, 1265 nucleotides. RefSeq names its product annexin D1-like. The coding region runs from base 84 to 1034 and encodes 316 amino acids. The record is from RefSeq and is a predicted model, not a curated record. Gene Ontology annotation, molecular function: calcium ion binding; calcium-dependent phospholipid binding. The transcript is spliced from 5 exons. NCBI's taxonomy places the organism in Eukaryota, Viridiplantae, Streptophyta, Magnoliopsida, Asparagales, Orchidaceae. Gene Ontology annotation, cellular component: cytoplasm.